Messenger RNA from Erythranthe guttata (spotted monkey flower), 751 nucleotides. Its product is annotated as glycine-rich protein. NCBI's taxonomy places the organism in Eukaryota, Viridiplantae, Streptophyta, Magnoliopsida, Lamiales, Phrymaceae. The record is from RefSeq and is a predicted model, not a curated record.
AUAGGUCACCAUUCCAACAUUCUCAUUGCUCACAAACAACUCCAAAACCACAUAGUAACCAAAUCAAAAACUAAGGAAUUCUUGGUUUAAUUUAAGCUUUAAAAGAAAGUAGCUAGCUAGCUAUAAGCUAUGGCAAAGUUGAACUCAUAUGUUCUUCUUGCUUUGCUUGUUAUACCUACACUCGCCUCGAUUUCCGAGGGCCGGAUUGCAAGGAAGGAUCUUGGCUUGGACUUGGGCGGCUUAGGCGGCUUAGGAGUCGGCAUAGGAGCCGGAAUUGGCAUUGGCUUGGGAGGAGGUGGCAGUGGCUCAGGAGCCGGAGCUGGAGCUGGCUCCGGCUCUGGUGGUGGUGGGUCCAGCUCGAGUUCGAGUUCCAGCUCGAGCUCGAGUUCCACUUCGAGUGGCGGUGGUGGUGGUAGUGGUGCGAGCUCAGGAGCCGGCUCGUCUGCUGGUUCACGAGCUGGAUCCGGUUCGGGUGGUGCAGGUUCGGAAGCGGGCUCAGAAGCAGGGUCUAGUGCUGGAUCACGGGCCGGGUCGGGUGGCAACCGUGGAUAAAGGGUUUUUAGCCAUGGGGGAAUUAUAAAUAUAUUGGAUGUGUUAUAUUAUGUGUCAUAUUUAUGUUUGUAGCUUGAAAAUAAUAAGGACGUGUGGUAAUACUUAAUAUGUACUUGUUGAAUAUAUAUGAUUGUUGCUAUGGGUUCGAUAUUGUAAUGGAAUAAUUUUCUUAUUUACAAUCACGAUUUUCGAGUGUUUU